Messenger RNA from Nezara viridula (southern green stink bug), 785 nucleotides. Lineage: Eukaryota; Metazoa; Arthropoda; Insecta; Hemiptera; Pentatomidae. The record is from the annotation of a GenBank genome assembly.
GUGAAAACUAGUGAGGUUACUUGUUAUCAAAUCUUCGUAUCAGGGGUUGGAAAAAGAGGUUGUUGGAAAUAUCUUGCAAAAGAUUGAAGAUCCUCACUUCAUUGCUAGACUGUGCCUUAUUGCAUUACUAACUAUAUCUACUAUUUCUGGAUUUUGCUUCUUUUGUGUUGAUACCCUUAUGGCUCAGACCAGACCUGCUUUACUUAGAUUGUAGUGGUAUCAAGCAUAAUGAAAGCUCUUCGAUUAUUAACUCUACUUCGUGUAAGAGAAGUGCUCCAACAGCCUCCUGUAAGAUGUAAAUCUUUCAACAUUAAUAGCAGUACAGAAUUUAAUGAAAAGGUUAUGAAUUCUGUUGUACCCGUAGUGGUAAACUUUCAUGCAGAGUGGUGUGACCCCUGUCAUAUUCUUACUCCAAAACUAAGAGACCUCCUUGAAGGUUCUGAACAGGUUGACUUGGCAAUUGUAGAUGUUGAAUCUAAUGCUGAUCUAGUUCAUACUUUUGAAGUGAAAGCUGUUCCAGCUGUGAUUGCUAUAAAAAAUGGACACGUUAUUGAUAAGUUUAUUGGCCUUGUUGAACAUGAAGCAAUAGUUGAACUUGUUAAAAAACUUGUAGAAAACUAGUUUUAAAAAUUAAAUAAUGUUUUGUAUAAAUUAUUAUAUAGUUUUGUAUUUUCACAUCUUAACUUUCUGAUGUUGGGUUGUUAUAUUUAGAAAUUUAAUUAUACUGUUUAUUUGUACAUUAACAUAUUCAAUGGAUAUUUUAAUAACCUACUCAUCACUUUUUG